Messenger RNA from Rhagoletis pomonella (apple maggot), 1044 nucleotides. Its product is annotated as putative nuclease HARBI1. The transcript is spliced from 2 exons. NCBI's taxonomy places the organism in Eukaryota, Metazoa, Arthropoda, Insecta, Diptera, Tephritidae. The record is from RefSeq and is a predicted model, not a curated record. The coding region runs from base 193 to 747 and encodes 184 amino acids.
UUUAAACGAAAUUUUCGCGUUGAACGUGAAAGUGCGGAAUAUUUAAUUGCAAAAUAUACCAGCAGUUCCUACUACGUAAGGAGAAACUACAAAGGGGGGAGACCACAAGCACCACCAAAUACGCAUGUGUUAUUGUUUUUAUGGUUUUGCAGCAAUAAAACAACUAGACGCGAAGUUAGCAAUAUAUUUAAUAUGUCAUAUUCUUGUGCCCAUAACGUGCUAAACAAUGUUAUGUCGUUUCUGCUUGAGCUUUCACCGAACAUCAUAAAAUUCGCUCAAAGUGUUGCUGAAAAAGAGAUUAUAGCAAACGAUUUUGCGGAAAUCUGUGGCUUCCCUAACGUAUUAGGCUGCAUUGAUGGAACCUACAUCUCGACAAGGGCGCCGAGGCAUAAAAUUCGCUCAACAUAUAUAAAUAGGCACGAUACCAUUUUCGUGACUAUGCAGGGUAUAUGUGAUGCAAAUUUAAAAUUUAUAGAUGUUUUCACUAGUGUGCCGAGUAAAGUGCAUGACUCGCGUGUAUUGAAGUUACCCUUCAUUGGUAAGGAACUUCAAAAGCUUUGUCUACCAAAAUAUCAUCUUUUAGGUGAUUCUGCUUAUCCGAUCCGAAAUUACUUGUUAACGCCGUAUGGGGAUUACGGGAAUUUAACUGAGCAUGAAAAGACGUACAAUUACAAUUUUAGUCAAACUCGGGUUCGAAUAGAAAACGCCUUUGGAUUGUUGAAAUGUCGCUUCCGGCAGCUUAUGUGAUUAGAUUUUCAUGAAGUUGAAACUACAGCGAAGUUUAUAAUGGCAUGCUGUGUACUUCAUAAUAUUUGCAUAGACAAACAAGAUGUUAUUGAUAGGGAAGAAUACUGCGUUGAACCUUGUACCGUUCAGGAGCAAAAUCUUCCAUCCGAAGUAAGUGACUCCGUUCUUACCGAGCUUGGCGAAAUAAAAAGAAGCCAAAUAAAGUCUCUUUUUUGACGCGUUUGUUUAAGCCGUGCCUGCUUUGGAUCACAACUUUUAUAAUUAUUAAUUAUUAUUAAAAUUAAUCAAAAUCGAAGA